This is a messenger RNA of Brassica napus (rape), 1130 nucleotides long. Its product is annotated as protein SHI RELATED SEQUENCE 6-like. Gene Ontology annotation, cellular component: nucleus. The transcript is spliced from 2 exons. Gene Ontology annotation, molecular function: DNA-binding transcription factor activity; DNA binding. Gene Ontology annotation, biological process: positive regulation of DNA-templated transcription. The record is from RefSeq and is a predicted model, not a curated record. Bases 240 to 809 code for a protein of 189 amino acids. Lineage: Eukaryota; Viridiplantae; Streptophyta; Magnoliopsida; Brassicales; Brassicaceae.
AAAGAAAAGAUCUUUUCCUUUCUUUUUCACUCAUCUUGUUGCUUCUAUCUCUCACUAGACUCACUAGACUCCAUAGCUAAAAGCUUCUACUACAUCUAUAGCGCCUCCACGCGCUUAUAAUUACAGCAACAGUGGCAAAUCCACCUUCUCUCCUCUCAUGGCCACCGCAUCAACCAUCACCCUCCACCAUCCCUGACCACUCCUCCCCUGCCGCCGUUGGAGCCAGUAGAGCGGACUACAUGCUAGGCCUAAGAAACAUCAUCCUCUUACCACCACCUUCUCAGAUUAUACAUCCCUCGGUGGAAGAUAACAACAACAACAAGGCAAGGAACAGUAAUGUUGAAGAGAAAGUGUGCAGAGACUGUGGAAACAGAGCGAAGAAAGAGUGUUCGUUCGAAAGGUGUAGGACUUGCUGCAAAAGCAGAGGAUACAAAUGUGCUACUCACGUGAAAAGCACGUGGAUCCCUUCUUCUUCUUCUUCUCAUCAUCAUCAUCAUCACUCUCCUUCUUCCGACAGGAACAGAAAUAAAAAGCUCAAAAUCGAUUCUUCCGACAAACCCAGUGUCCUGAUCGUUCCGACAACCACUUCUCGCCCUCAAGAGAGAAGCUUCAAAGAAGGGUUACCGGGAAAGAUCGAAGCUCCGGCGGUUUUCAAACGUACGAGAGUAACAGCGAUAAGCAACGAGGAACAAUCAGAGAUCGGUUAUCAAGCGACAGUAACCAUACACGGUCAUGUCUUUAGAGGCUUUCUUCAUUACCAUGGUGUUGAUCACAACAAAGCGUUUCCAUGUCUUUCUAAUAAAAAAUAGGAUCUAAAAUGUACUAGAGAGUUUGCUCUGUUUCAAAACGUUACAUUAAUGUGGGGACGUUACACAUGGUGACUCUUUAUCAUUACUAGAUGGUGUGAGGUUGUGUGAUGGUGGAGCCAACAGAGCCACCGUUGAAGCUAGGGUUCGUAAGUUCGUAACUAUAAAGAUUAUUGUCGCCAGUUAGUACAACAAGGCGUUUCCAUGUCUUUCUAGAAAGUUGUAAUGAAACAUGUUGAUAGGAUCCUAAUGUACUAGAAGGUUUGCUCUGUUUGAACGUUACAUUAAUAGAGACGUUACACAAUGUGACUAUUAUUAUUACUA